Messenger RNA from Cinclus cinclus, 1158 nucleotides. It is a transcript of the gene NR2E1, whose product is annotated as nuclear receptor subfamily 2 group E member 1. The record is from RefSeq and is a predicted model, not a curated record. Gene Ontology annotation, molecular function: zinc ion binding; RNA polymerase II cis-regulatory region sequence-specific DNA binding; nuclear receptor activity. Bases 1 to 1158 code for a protein of 385 amino acids. Gene Ontology annotation, biological process: negative regulation of transcription by RNA polymerase II; anatomical structure development; cell differentiation. Lineage: Eukaryota; Metazoa; Chordata; Aves; Passeriformes; Cinclidae. The transcript is spliced from 9 exons.
AUGAGCAAGCCGGCGGGAUCAACAAGUCGCAUUUUAGACAUCCCUUGCAAAGUGUGUGGGGACCGCAGCUCGGGGAAGCACUAUGGGGUUUACGCCUGCGACGGGUGCUCGGGAUUUUUCAAGAGGAGCAUCAGGAGGAAUAGGACCUAUGUUUGCAAGUCAGGAAAUCAGGGAGGUUGCCCGGUGGACAAGACGCACAGGAACCAGUGCCGAGCCUGCCGGCUGAAGAAGUGCUUGGAGGUCAACAUGAACAAAGAUGCGGUGCAGCACGAGAGGGGCCCCCGGACGUCGACGAUACGGAAACAGGUGGCCCUCUACUUCCGCGGGCACAAGGAGGAGAGCGGCGGAGCCCCGCAUUUCCCCGCUGCCGCCCUGCCGGCACCCGCCUUCUUCACCGCCGUCUCCCAGCUGGAGCCCCAUGGCCUGGAGCUGGCCGCUGUCACUGGCACCCCGGAGAGACAGGCUCUGGUGGGCCUGGCACAGCCCACCCCAAAGUACCCACAUGAAGUCAAUGGCACCCCUAUGUAUCUCUACGAAGUGGCCACUGAAUCCGUCUGUGAGUCAGCAGCCAGACUUCUGUUCAUGAGCAUCAAGUGGGCCAAAAGUGUCCCAGCCUUCUCCACCUUGUCCUUACAAGACCAGCUGAUGCUUUUGGAAGAUGCUUGGAGAGAACUGUUUGUUCUAGGAAUAGCACAAUGGGCCAUUCCAGUUGAUGCUAACACUCUACUGGCUGUAUCUGGCAUGAACGGUGACAAUACAGAUUCUCAGAAGCUGAAUAAAAUUAUUUCAGAAAUACAGGCUUUACAGGAGGUUGUGGCUAGAUUUAGACAACUUCGGCUAGAUGCUACUGAAUUUGCCUGUCUCAAAUGCAUUGUCACUUUUAAAGCUGUGCCCACACACAGUGGUUCUGAACUGAGGAGUUUCCGAAAUGCUGCCGCCAUAGCAGCCCUUCAAGAUGAAGCCCAGCUCACCCUGAACAGCUACAUUCAUACCAGGUAUCCCACACAACCCUGUCGUUUUGGAAAACUUCUGUUGCUUUUACCAGCUUUACGUUCAAUUAGUCCAUCUACAAUAGAAGAAGUGUUUUUCAAAAAGACCAUUGGGAAUGUACCAAUUACAAGACUGCUUUCAGAUAUGUACAAAUCCAGUGACAUAUAA